CUCCGCCGGACGGCCGGAGAACCUGCAUGCGCUGAGGACGAGCUCCGCCGGGCGGCCGGGAAUACGCAGGCGCGAAGAACCCGCUCCGCCGGGCGUCUGGGGAACACGCAUGCGCCACGACUCCCUCCGCCGGACGUCCGGAGAACCUGCAUGUGCUGAGGACCCGCUCCGCCGGGCGGCCGGGAAUACGCAGGCGCGAAGAACCCGCUCCGCCGGGCGUCUGGGGAACACGCAUGCGCCACGACUCCCUCCGCCGGGCGUCUGGGGAACACGCAUGCGCCACGACUCCCGCUGCCGGACGGCCGGGGAACACGCAUGCGCCUUGACUCUCUCCGCCGGGCGGCCGGGGAACACGCAUGCGCCACGACUCGCUCCGCCAGGCGGCCGGGGAACACGCACGCGCCAGGACCCGCUCCGCCGCCGGCCGGAGUAACGUGUCCCGUCGGGCCUGGUCGGCGGGGCCGGUCGGCCGCACUGCCCGCCGCGCUGUCUCUGACCCUCGGCGGGAGCGGAGCUCGGGUCCCACGCCACAGCCUCCCUUUCUAACUGGUUCCUUCCUCUCUGGCCUUCAUAAAAAUAACAAAAGGAGCCGCUAUCCUGGUUGCGUGUGGUUGACUGUUACCGCCAUGUCUUCUCACAAGACUUUCAGAAUCAAGCGAUUCCUGGCCAAGAAACAAAAGCAGAAUCGUCCCAUUCCCCAGUGGAUUCGGAUGAAAACUGGUAAUAAAAUCAGGUACAACUCCAAGAGGAGGCACUGGAGAAGAACCAAGCUGGGUCUAUGAGGAAGCAUCCAUCGCACAUCAUGAAAUAGCAAAUAUAAUUGGCACACAUAUUUAAGCUGCAUGGAGAUCACAUGUUCCUAUCCUGUCAAUAUGGAAACACCCUUCCUACCUGGCCAAUAGACAUGUCUUAUUAAGGAAACGUUCUUGUCUGUUCCUAUGCCUCUAUACCAGUAGGCUGGUUCAGUAAUAAAUGCGACACCUUUCAGCUGA
Canis lupus familiaris (dog) is the source of this 992-nucleotide messenger RNA. RefSeq names its product 60S ribosomal protein L39. Gene Ontology annotation, biological process: translation. Gene Ontology annotation, molecular function: structural constituent of ribosome. NCBI's taxonomy places the organism in Eukaryota, Metazoa, Chordata, Mammalia, Carnivora, Canidae. Gene Ontology annotation, cellular component: cytosolic large ribosomal subunit; ribosome. Bases 357 to 782 code for a protein of 141 amino acids. The transcript has 2 exons. The record is from RefSeq and is a predicted model, not a curated record.